CUCACAAACAUUUAACGCAGCGGAGACAGACGGAGCGGAGGGACACUGGAGACAGUCGGAACGGGCGCAUCGUUCGGAUAUAGGGCUAACGGUGCCCUAUCAGAGAUGGGUUUUCUCGCCCAAAGAGGCAGGAGAAUAACUUGAACCGCAUACUUACGUCAUUGGCUUGUUGUGGUUUUUUUAAAAACGUUAUAUGGGCAAGUUAUUUGAAGUUUAAAAUGUGGGAGAUGGUGGUGUUGUCGAGAGCGAGGUCUCCUCUCCUGUUGUCCUGGACAAGAUGGCAGCAGUGCAGGCAAACUGUACAUGGUGUGGAUAUAUAAGUCCAUAACAUGUUCAGAGAAGCCCUGGAUUCUAUCUAUUGUUACUCUAUAAGAAGGUAUGGCCUCACAAGUCUUGGUCUACCCACCACACAUUUAUCAAACCCAGACAAGUGCCUUUUGCAGUGUGAAGAAACUCAAAGCUGAGCCCAGCAGCUGUGUGUACCAUGACAGAGCCCCUCCGCGAACCUAUCUAAACGGCAGGACCCUUGGCAUAGCGCAUCCGACCAAACUAGCUCCUUCGUUCACGACCCGAGGCUUGGUGGCCGGUGUGAGAACGCGUGGCGGCGGGCCGGAGCUCAUUGUGCAGACAGUGGCUGUGCGUGGCGUACGCAGAGAGCAGCCUAAAACAGGAACAGACCCGGCGGAGACCCAGCAGCACCCGGAGACAGGGGCGGCUCCCUCGCAGGGCAAGUGGCAGGAGAGGACCGACCGAGGCAGGAGUGGAGCAGGAGGAAGGGGAAGGGGAGCGGGAAGUGUGGAGGGAGAGGCCGGAGGUGACGAGGAAGAGGACGGCAGCGGAGGUUUUAACUCGGCCGACGGCUCCCAGCGAUGCGGGCUGAAACGUAAGAGCGAGGAACUCGAUAGCCGUCGGAGCGCCAUGCAGAUAGUGGAGGACCAGUCCAUGUUGUCUGCCAUGAUGCAAACUGCGAAUAUGGGGAACCCGGCUGGUGUGCCCGCGCCGCCAGCUGUAGGCGGUGGAGGAGGAGGAGGCCCAACCAAACAGGGAGUGAACGGGGCGGCAGUAGGGGCUGACGGGGACUACCAGCUUGUACAGCACGAGGUCCUCUGCUCUAUGAAGAACACAUAUGAGGUGCUGGACUUCCUGGGCCGCGGCACCUUUGGCCAGGUGGUGAAGUGCUGGAAGAGGGGUACCGGCGAGGUGGUGGCGGUGAAGAUUCUGAAGAACCACCCGUCAUACGCUCGCCAGGGCCAGAUCGAGGUGGGCAUUCUGGCACGUCUGAGCGGGGAGAACGCGGAUGAGCACAACCUGGUGAGGGCCUUCGAGUGCUUCCAGCACCGCAGCCACACCUGCCUGGUGUUCGAGAUGCUGGAGCAGAACCUCUAUGACUUCCUGAAGCAGAACAAGUUCAGCCCGCUGCCGCUGAAGGUGAUCCGGCCCGUGCUGCAGCAGGUGGCCACGGCCCUGAGGAAGCUGAAGACCAUGGGUCUGAUCCACGCCGACCUGAAGCCGGAGAACAUCAUGCUGGUGGACCCGGUCAGGCAGCCGUACAGGGUGAAGGUGAUAGACUUUGGAUCGGCAAGCCACGUGUCCAAGGCUGUGUGCUCCACGUACCUCCAGUCGCGGUACUACAGGGCUCCGGAGAUCAUCCUGGGCCUGCCCUUCUGUGAGGCCAUCGACAUGUGGUCCCUGGGCUGUGUGAUGGCUGAACUCUUCCUGGGCUGGCCCCUCUACCCCGGGGCCCUGGAGUAUGACCAGAUUCGCUACAUUUCUCAAACACAGGGUUUGCCUGGUGAGCAUCUAUUGAAUGUGGGGACAAAGUCUGCGCGGUUCUUCUGCAGGGAGUCGGACUCCCCUUACGCGUCAUGGCGAUUGAAGUCGACCGAUGAGCAUGAGACGGAGACAGGGAUGAAGUCAAAGGAAGCAAGGAAGUACAUCUUCAGCUGUUUGGAUGACAUAGCGCACGUGAACUUGGUGAUGAAUCUGGAAGGUAGUGACUUGUUGGCAGAGAAGGCAGACCGUAGAGAGUUUGUGGGCCUGCUGAAGAGGAUGUUGUUUAUCGACGCGGAGAACAGAAUCGUCCCCACGGACGCCCUCGGCCACUCCUUUGUAACCAUGCAGCACCUGCUCGACUUCCCCCAUAGCAACCAUGUUAAGUCGUGUUUCCACAUCAUGGAUGUGACCCGUUCUCACCCUGGCCCUUACGACACGCUCAACCGGAACAAGGCCCCCUUCAUCAGACCGGUGACCACAACCACCACCACGGUUAACCUGACCGUGCCCUUCAGCAAAAUGGCCGCCAUCCACACUCAAACUUUGGCCCCUUCGGCCCCCUCAGUGAUGCACCCUGGGAUACCACUUCAAACAGGAAAUAGCCAGUAUGGCUGCAACGACACAUUUCAACAGGCACUCAUCCUGUGUCCUCCAACCAUGCAGGGAAUACCUGCCAACGCCGGCAAGCCACCGGGCUACUCUGUGCGCAUGGAGACUGCUGUGCCCCUGGUCACCCAAGCCCCCUCCAUCCAGCCCCUACAGAUCAGACCUGGGGUCAUCACCCAGCAGACCUGGUCCAACCGGCCUCAGCAGAUCCUGGUGCCCGCCUGGCAACAGGUUACCUCAGUGGCGCCCCCGCCAACCACCAUGGCGUCUGACACUGUGGCGGGCCCGCAGAGACUGGGAGACUGGGGGAAAGUGCGUCCCCAUGGCAACCAUUACAGUGCAAUGAUGCCCCACCACCAUCAGCCGCUCCUAACCAAUCGAAUGACCAUGUCCGCCCACCAGCCAAUCAGCAUAGGCAUUGCACACGUAGUUUGGCCACAGCCCGCCGCUAGCAAGAGAAACAAGCCCUGCGUAAACAGGGGCAACAAUUAUUCCUACAACACCCAAAACUCAGCAUGCCCGUCGCCAAAGAUCGCCGACACCGCCAAGAAUGUCCCUGAGGAGAGCUGUCCAGAGGCGGGACAAGCCGUACGGGCGGAGCCUGAUCCUGUGCGGGAGGAGGAGCCUGGCUGCUGUAAGGCGGGCUCAGACUCCGAGGAGCAGUCUGUAUCUCAUAAGAGGCGGCAGACCAUGUUGAUGGAUGAUCUGACCAGCCCAACCGCCAGUGUCAUUAGUAUCAGCAGUGACGACGAAGACACAGAGGAGGGCGCGGAGAGACACUCACUGGGGGAGUGUAAAGGCAGUGCCGAUUGCCUGGCGUGUCAAAGUACCGUGAGCAUGGAGAGAGUGUGUUCCCUCAGUAGUCCAGACAGUACCCUAAGCACCAGCUCCUCUGCCUCGGCUCAGUCAAGUAACUCGCCCUGCAAACGCCCUGACAGUAUGUCCGAUGACGAGCAGGAGAGUGGUUGUGACACGGUGGACGGCUCACCUUCCUCCGACUCUUCUGGGCCCGGCCACAGCCCCUUUGCAGAGCAGCGCUACAUUGCAGACGGCAAUCAGAACCGCGGGCCCCGUGUGGCGUGCAUUGCCCCAGUAACAGAGCCCAGCAAGCCAGCAGUGCGCACCAUGGUGGUUCCACCUAUGAGGGUGCAGAAUAACAACCCGCAGGUUAACGAGACGCUAGGCAACACCGGUUACAUGAUGUGGGAUAACGCCUCGUUUGUAGGGCGCGGAGGUAUUCACAGUCUUGGAGUCUUCUUGCCAGUUCAAAGGUCGAGGCCUCCCUGGGCGUCUACCCCACCACUCCACCCCACUUCUCAACAGGCCCCAGAAGAUCACUGCAUUCCAGCAACAGCAGCCCAUGGCUUAUGGACAGGUCCAGCAUUACGGCUCCUGCCACCAGGAAUGGAAUGGAAAUUAUGCCCACCGGCGACCGCAGGCCUACAUCCCCCCCACCCUGCACGGGCAUCCCUUCACCCUGCCCCACGGCAGCCCCAACCACACUACGGGCCCACACCCUCACCCCCACCUGGGCGGCCACCCGCACGGCCAGCACACCCUCCUCUCCUACCCCCCUUCUGGGCCCCCCCUGGUCACAGCGGCCCCGGUGGCCCACAUCCUGGCCUCCCCUGGGGCCUCCCGGCCGGUCCUGCAGCCCGCCUACAGUAUCUCCCACCCGGGCGGUAUCGUCCACCAAGUCACCGUGGGCAUCAACCCCCGGUUGCUGCCCUCGCCCACCAUCCACCCCCAGGGCCAGUUCAAGCCCCUCUUCCCCACGCACUCCUUCAUCGCCUCGCCUGCCUACGCCAGCUUCCCCCUCAGCCCCACCAAACUCAACCAGUACCCCUAUAUCUGACCGUGAGUGCCACCCGGGGGGCGGGGCCGUCCCAGCACGGCCCGCCCCGUGGACACACUUGGUGCCACCCGGGGGGGACCGAGCGAGCAGAACGAGGGGCCUUCUACUCAGAACACACCACAAACAACCACCACAACAUGGUUCUCAUGUCCAAAGCCAUGGCACAACCACGAAGAGAGCAAGCUAUUUUUUUUAAUCAUGUAGACUUGGGUACAAUUGAACUAUGAGCUUUAAAAAAAUGAAUUAAAAAAAAGAGUUUGGGUGGAGGAGGGUUGGAUGAAGGAUGUGAAGGAUUUAAGAAUGGCAGGACUGAAGGAGGGAUGGAAGGUGGAGAGCGGAAGGAUGGAUGGAAUGAUGAGAAUGAAUGAAUAUAAGUAGAUGAGAAACUUACUCAAUGUGUUUUGCACAUUUGAUAUAGCCUACAUUCACAUUGGAUCUUCUACGAAUACUCCUCAAACAAGAAAACAGGUGAAUAAUGGGGGUGGUGUCGACGGUCAGACUUGACACCCCUUUAACCCAGCUAUUUUUCUAUAUUGCCUUCUAAACGUCUGCGAGACCCGUUCACAUUUGUAAAGCCAUCCCAGUGUCUGGCUCUGUAGGCUGACAGAUGCACGUGUUCUCCACUGUGUGUUUGUUGUAGUACGUUCAGAGUAUACGUACCCUCUCUCUGUGUGUCUUUUGGUGUUUGCAAAUGUCGAGUCACCUAACCGACGUAUCCUAGGGUUGUUGCUCCUCACGCCGCAUGUGUUCUUGCAUGAGCAGAUAAAAAUGUAAACCAGAGGAUGGCGCGUCGGACGUCGCCCUUGUUGUUCGUGUCACGAGACUCGCUGCAUCGUAUAUACUUGUCCCCAGCCAUAGUGCCUUAUAUAUUUGAGGUGGUUAAUGUUACUAUAUGAAUAUAUCCAUGAAUAUAUAAAUGUGCCGGACUGCAGCACUUGAAAUUCCAAUCAGUCGAUGCAUCCUGAGUGUGAGUCGAUUAUAUAUGCACACGUGUAUAUCCACGCGUUCCCUGCGUGGACGUGAUGUGUGACGGACGGCGUUGCUUAUAUUUGGGAUUCGGUGGGUACUUCGUUGUGUAGUGAGUUCCUCUUCUGGUCCUACGAUGGACGGCUUGCUUUGCUGUAGCGACGCUCGCUGGUUCCGGUUUCAAAUGUAACUUUUCUGUCCCCCUUCCCCUGAACGAACUAGAGUACAAAGAGCAAGCAUUGAAUAUUUGCUUCAUGUUUGAUAAUCAAUUUCUAUUUAGUGAAACUCUUACUACUAACAGUAUUGGUACUGUUUGAUGAAACUGCAAUACAAUCUAAAUAGGUGUUGAUUUGUCUUUUUUGUCUUUGUAUUUUCAUAUUGUUUGAGUGGGUUUCUGUUUUUUUUUUUUCUUCUAGAUGUGUUGAAGUGUGGUGGGCAUGGCUUUGAUUAGGUGAGGACAAAAAUGCUAAUUAAUUCACAGUAUGGAUUCUUCUAAGCCUGAGUAGGCCAUACAGUAUUUGAUAUACACACAUAUGGAUAUAUAUAUAAAUAUAUAUAUUAUAAAGCUAGUCUACUAAUUGCAGACGCUUGAUAAGGUGUGAGUUAAUUGUGUGCAAUUUUCUCAUUUAUGCAUGUGACAAAAUUAACUUUUUUCCCUUUACAUUAUACCGUUUGUUUAAGGCUUACUGGUGUCGACUGCUUAUGUUAUACAUUCCGUCAGGGAGAAAAUAUAUGCUGUGUGUUUUUCAGUUUGUUUUUGCUUGUUAAGUGUGAACCGUUUUUUGUCUUUACUUUCAAAUGAAGUUGCUUGUGCAGCACCAAAGACUGUAACUCAUUUCCUGAGCAAGGUAGCUAGAUUCUUUUUUGCAUAAUAGACCUCAAGUAUACUGUAGUCAUAGAGCUGGGGUUAAAUUUCAAAAAUUGUAUUAAAAAAAAAUGGCUGAGCUUUUUUGGGGCGAUUUAGUAAGUCGUAUCAUUUUUCUUGAAUGUAUCAUAGAUAAGCUGCUAUAUACUGAUUGCCACUUCAAUAGCUGUGAAAUUAGGUGAUUUAUCUUCGUUCAAACCUAGUGGACCUCUUUAUGUAGGCUAGCUAGGUCCCUAAUUAUCUGAAAUAGAAGUGGUUUUGAUUUGAGUGUUUUUGCUUUAAUGUUUGAAGUGUAAUUGUAACUACUGUAUUGCUGAUGAUGGAUGUUAGUUGCAUUGUUCUGUUUUGGGGUGUGUGUGUGUGUGUGUGUGUGUGUGUGUGUGUGUGUGUGUGUGUGCGUGCGUGCGUGCGCGCGUGUGUGUGUGUGUGAUUUUUGCAUCAGUAUUUUAUCCUUAUUAACCUUUUUGGGCUCAUCACUGCAUAUAAAUGGAUGUAUCGAUGUAACUUAAUUUUUUGUAUGUUUUCAUAUUGCCGUUUUGUAGACAUGUAAAGCUAUAGCUUGCCGGGUUUGAUUUAACAUUUUUCAUUACGCUAGUAGGUUCCGUAUACAGUUCAAUAAGGUAUGUUGUAUGUGUAUUGCAGAAGCGCUGCGAUAGCAGGGACACUCGAUGAAAUGCUUAUAUAACACGUUAUUCCCACUUCACACACCACUAAGCACUUGUCAGCCCACCAGCAUUGAGGAGGUAGGAGAAUGACUGCGGAUUGCCCCGUGGGGAAUUGAACAGAAAAUAUGUUUGACAUUCUGCCCACGGUGCUGGUUCACGUUUAAUAUUGAAUAACUUUAAAUUAUUACUAUGUUUAAAAUAUGGAUUGUACUCAAACCUUUUGUCUGUUCUCUGUUGUCACUGUCCAUAAUGUGACAAUGGUUCUCCAUCAUAUUUGUUACCUAAUUGAAAUAAUCGGCCUUGUGUUUUAUUUUUAAUUGUUUCUCCAUUGUGUGGCUCUGCCCUUUGAGUGUCUCUGAGCAGAGUGGCGUUUGUCGAUGCAAAUCCUCGGACAUUGUUUAGUGGUCCUUCCUGAUGUUUCCGACAGUGCGAGUAGCACUGCGUUUGUGCCUUGAGAAUCGGAGGGUCAGAGAAUUGGGUACUGGGGCGGAGCUGUUGGCCCCUCAUACAGUACACCUCCGUAGCCCUCGUUGGCUCUGAGAAGGGUGGAAAGUUGUGGGUCUAACCUACCUUGGAGAAUUUCAAACCAUUGAAUGACCGCCUGACCAAAAUUUGCCAAUUCUAAACAGAACCAGUCUGUCUGCAUGCAGAAACGGGGAUUCAGAUUAAUAAUUGUCAUGACGACGGGGUAGUGGUCACUGACACCUGCAUCCAAAGUCUCACACUCACUAAUUAAGUUACUAGUUAAUAAUUCUCUGGAUUGACUCACACUGGCAGAAUAGCAAAUGCAAUACUUUAAUGUUAAGGUCAUUGUACCACCAGGUGUUCUUAGGGUUCUCAAAGCUGAUCUCUCCGAUGCCUAGCUUGAACUCCUAAGUCUGCCCCACUCGUCUGACCCCACCCUUUUUCUCAUCAGUUAACCCGCCUCCUAUCCGCCAUUGCAGACAGGGGAUCAGGGACUUUAACAGAUGGUGGACUCAUCAUAGUUCUGUGUAGUUGGCCGAGUGUAACACUGAACUCUGAGCCGUUGAGUUUACUAGACUUUAACCACAAGACCGCUGCUGGUAGCGAAGAGGCGACUGGUGGUUUCUGGCCACACAAGAUGUUAGAGGACUGCUGUGGAAGGAAAUGGCGUUUGACCAUACAGAUUCUUGUGGAGUCACUUGAAAUUCAGUACUCUGAAGGGGAAUAAGGUAUACCACAUUUCAGCUCCAGUAUUUAGCCGGUCUGGUGUUUUGACAAUGAUCUAUUCACUUUCAUGCUUUGGUGAUGACACUGAUGUUUUAUUUAGGGAGAUCUCUGAAAUGACAACAAGGCAUGUACUUGGCAGAUCUCCUACAGUGCUUGAUGUGUGUUCUCCCGAUGAUACAAGCAUGUGAUGUGUAACUGUGUUCCUGUAUAAAUGGUAUUCACCAGCAAUGCGCCUGCACAAACUCUCCCACACUUAAAAACCAAGAUGGAUGCAAAGGAACAGAGAUCCUAGACUGUGUUUAUUUUUUUUCCAUUAUAACUUAGUUUGACAAUGACUGGACAAAUGAACAGUUUUCAGAGAACUUCUGUAACAUUUUUAAGUAAAAUGUAACCACAACCAACAGCAGUUUGUAAAAUUUGCGUUAUGAUUCAUUUAUGAUUUAAAAAAAAAAACAUAGAGAGGAAUCCUCUUAACUGAUUCUGGUAUUAUCCUUUAGAGGUCUUGAUUCAGGGUAUAUGUAUUAGUCCAAUGUGCUACUGUGUUACUCUUCAAUCCUCGCUAUUUGGUUUGAUUACUUUCGAUCGGUUCUCAAAUUGUAUUCUCCUUUUUGGGCUUUCUGGUCAACUGUGUCUGUUCAAAGUGAAAUUCACGCUGCAAGUUUUAGAAUCUUCUGUUUAGAUUGUUCAUCAAAAUAAUAGACUUGAUUAUUAAAAUCCAAACUGUUACUGUUUUUUAAUACUUGUAGAUUUUCUUUGUGGCUUUGUUUUUAUCAGUUUUGUUUCAUUUCGCUUUUGUUGAUUUUAUGCUACACUAGUUUGCCAUGUAGCAAUUGCACUGUGCAAUAUUUACAGUAUGAGGACUGGGAAAAAUAAUUCUCUGGAUGUGAUGUCUCUUUACAGUUUGCGAUAGUGUUUCCUCUCUAGUUCUCAGUGAUUUAGGUGUGACCAAGCCUUCUCUGCUUAGUCACAUUAAGCAGGUUUUCCAGGUGACUCUUGGUGAGUGUCAAAAUAAGACUUUAUGGUGUAUUAUUGUCAAGGUUCACUUUGAAUUAAAAAAAUCUAUUGCUGCAAAUUC
Molecule: messenger RNA, 8996 nt
Organism: Esox lucius (northern pike)
Lineage: Eukaryota; Metazoa; Chordata; Actinopteri; Esociformes; Esocidae
Gene: hipk3b
Product: homeodomain interacting protein kinase 3b
Exons: 17
Coding region: 379-4461 (1360 amino acids)
Biological process (GO): peptidyl-threonine phosphorylation; peptidyl-serine phosphorylation
Cellular component (GO): cytoplasm; nucleus; PML body
Molecular function (GO): ATP binding; protein tyrosine kinase activity; protein serine/threonine kinase activity
Source: RefSeq, a predicted model, not a curated record